AUUUGUUUCAUUGUUUUUAAAUGUAAAUAGACGAUAUUAAAAUUGGUGCAAAAUGUUGUACAUAAACAAAAGUUGAGCAGUAUUUGCAAAAUAUGUAAACACUGAUUAGCGAACGAAGAUCAGAAGAGCGGUAUCCCGUGGCACAGUUACGUUGGUCCACAGGAAGAAAAGGAAGAAGAAGCGGCUGAAGUUAUCAUUCUUGCUAAUCAACAAAUACAAUCGCUCAGCUGUUUUGGAACCGCUUCAACUGGUCAGCGAUACGAACGAGCCCGAUUACGAAGCCGAUUACGGAACUGCAUCGAAAUUCGCCCGCCCACAAAACGAGUACGAUCGUCGAUCGAACGCAGUAUUUUUGUGUUCCGUGCGCGUAGUGAUCAACUAGUGUGUUGGUGCGUGUCAAUCAACAUCAGCAGAUAGUCUUUUGGUCCAGGAGUCUUAUCCACGCAGCAGGAUUAGGUUUUUGGAACCUCGUGAAAAGGUCGCUAAAUUAUAUAACCGAAUAGUGCUGGUCUACACAUUCGAUCGGCAUGGCUCGAAACAUGCUAAACAUUGCCAAGUAUGCUCGUACAAUACUUAAUCGCCAGCAAGCCCGGUACUAUUCGGAGAUAUCGGCCCAGUUCCCGAAAAUUACCACGCACUAUACGAUCCAUCCACGGGAUAAAGAUGCACGAUGGGGAGAAGUCGACAUGGAACGCUUUGUUGAUGAAGCGGACAUCCUUAUCGUCGGCGGAGGCCCAGCAGGACUAUCGGCAGCUAUACGUGCAAAACAGCUAGCUGCCGAAAAGGGCCAAGAGCUGCGUGUAUGUUUGGUGGAAAAGGCAGCCGAAGUAGGAGGACACAUUCUGUCCGGUGCGUGCCUUGAUCCGGUUGCGCUGAACGAACUCAUCCCGGACUGGAAGGAACAGGGCGCUCCGCUUAACACACCGGUAACGCAUGACAAAUUUUCCUACCUCACCGAAUCCGCCAAACUGCCGAUUCCGGUCUUUCCCGGAUGGCCAAUGGACAAUCGGGGGAAUUACGUCGUUCGGUUAGGACACGUCGUAGCCUGGCUCGGUCAGCAAGCCGAAGCGCUCGGGGUAGAAAUCUAUCCGGGUACGGCGGCUGCCGAAGUGCUAUUCCACGAGGAUGGUUCCGUCAAGGGUGUUGCGACGGGUGACGUGGGCAUCGGUAAGGAUGGUGCACCGAAGGAUACGUUCGCGCGCGGUAUGGAACUGCACGCGAAAACAACCAUCUUUGCGGAAGGUUGCCGUGGCCAUCUGUCCAAACAGCUAAUGUCGCGCUUUGGACUGAACGCGGCAAACGAUCCCCAAACGUACGGCAUCGGGUUGAAGGAAGUGUGGGAAAUUAAGCCAGAAAAUCAUAAACCCGGCCUUGUGGAGCACACGAUCGGUUGGCCGCUGGACAAAAACACCUACGGUGGCUCGUUUCUGUACCAUCUAAACGAAUCGACACCCAUCGUGGCGGUAGGGUUUGUGGUUGGGUUGGAUUAUGUCAAUCCAUACCUGAGUCCUUUCCAGGAGUUUCAGCGCUUCAAAACGCACCCGAAAGUACGGGACACGUUCGAAGGUGGCAGUCGCAUUGCGUACGGUGCACGUGCCUUGAAUGAGGGUGGCUUUCAGAGCAUUCCCAAGCUGACCUUCCCGGGCGGAUGUCUGGUGGGAUGUGGUGCCGGUUUCAUGAAUGUGCCACGCGUGAAGGGAAGCCAUUAUGCGAUGAAGAGUGGUAUGCUGGCUGCCGAAAGUGCUUGCGACGUUGUCUUUUCCGGUGCUGCACAAGAUAAGGCUGGACUGGAACCUAAAGACUAUCAAGAGCGUAUAAAAGAAUCGUACGUAUGGAAGGAUCUUUACAAGGUGCGAAACUCGCGUCCAAGUUUCCACACUGGACUGGGCCUGUAUGGAGGUGUUGCGUACAGUGGCUUCAGCAUCCUUGUCGGUGGCCGUGAACCGUGGACGUUGCAUCAUGGAUCGCCAGAUCACACCCGUCUCAAACCUGCCAAGGAAUGCAAACCGAUCGAGUACCCGAAACCAGACGGCAAGCUAACGUUCGAUUUACUUUCAUCGGUUGCGCUGACCGGUACAAAUCACGAGGGUGACCAACCGGCACAUCUUACGCUGAAGGACGACACUGUGCCGGUAAAGAACAAUCUUAACAUCUACGAUGGUCCGGAAGCUCGGUUCUGUCCGGCUGGUGUGUAUGAGUACGUGGCGAACGACGAGGGCGGCAAUAUGAAGCUGCAGAUUAACGCUCAAAACUGCAUCCAUUGCAAGACAUGCGACAUUAAGGACGUAACGCAGAACAUCAACUGGGUGGUACCGGAAGGUGGUGGUGGUCCGGCAUACAACGGAAUGUGAAGCACGUGUUGGGCUGCUACUGUUCAUUCUUCCCUAAUCGUAGCAUAUUGUUUCUCCAGCGCCUCACAGCCGAGCGACAUGGUCGAAUUUAUUCUGUUAAGUAAUAAAGUUUUCACAGCGAACAACGCGCACAGUAGAAA
Anopheles funestus (African malaria mosquito) is the source of this 2491-nucleotide messenger RNA. It is a transcript of the gene Etf-QO, whose product is annotated as electron transfer flavoprotein-ubiquinone oxidoreductase, mitochondrial. The record is from RefSeq and is a predicted model, not a curated record. Bases 528 to 2351 code for a protein of 607 amino acids. NCBI's taxonomy places the organism in Eukaryota, Metazoa, Arthropoda, Insecta, Diptera, Culicidae. Gene Ontology annotation, biological process: electron transport chain. Gene Ontology annotation, cellular component: mitochondrial inner membrane. The transcript is spliced from 4 exons. Gene Ontology annotation, molecular function: iron-sulfur cluster binding; electron-transferring-flavoprotein dehydrogenase activity.